UCAUCAGCAUUAAGAGACAGACCAUACAGAGCGCAGUGUCGCUGGUUCGGGCCAGCAGCAGCUCCUGGGACAAGAGAGAGGUGACAGCCAGAGAUGGAGAAUACCUGCUGGGGAUAAAAAGGCUGAGAAGGCUUUACUGUAAUGUGGGCAUUGGCUUCCACAUUCAAGUCUUACCCAAUGGAAAGAUCACAGGUGUGCAUAAUGAGAACAGAAACACCCUUCUAGAGAUUUCCCCUGUGGAGAGAGGAGUGGUGACUCUGUUUGGGAUGAGGAGCGGCCUCUUCAUCGCCAUGAGCAACAAGGGGAAACUCUACGGCUCGGGCCACUACAACGAUGAGUGCAAGUUCAGAGAGAAGCUACUGGCCAACAACUAUAAUGCCUACGAAUCAGCUGCCUACCCUGGCAUGUACAUUGGCCUCAGCAAGACCGGCAAAACCAAGAGAGGAAACCGGGUCACACCCAUGACCAUGACACACUUCCUGCCCAGGAUAUGA
Molecule: messenger RNA, 494 nt
Organism: Lates calcarifer (barramundi perch)
Lineage: Eukaryota; Metazoa; Chordata; Actinopteri; Centropomidae
Product: fibroblast growth factor 4-like
Biological process (GO): animal organ morphogenesis; positive regulation of cell population proliferation; positive regulation of gene expression
Cellular component (GO): cytoplasm
Molecular function (GO): growth factor activity; fibroblast growth factor receptor binding
Source: RefSeq, a predicted model, not a curated record